AUGCUUGAACAGGGUCAGCAACAGCAAUCCAGAGGGCGACCCGCUCCGGCUGUUUCGCCCAAACCAUCACGCAGCCCGCAGCCCAGAAAGCCGGCAGCUUCGCCACAGAAACAGAUUGUUGUCAGGUCUGUUCCCAAUGACGAGGCGCAGCAAGAACAACCGCCGCAAGAUGGCGCUAAGGCGGUUCACUUGCAGUACAAUUCUCCUAUGGGAUUGACAACAUCCACCGUGUCUCCACAGGCAAAACCGGGAGAGUACUUUGAUGGAUCGGGCAUGUCGCAUACCAUGUUCGCAGUAGACGAUUCCGAUGAGUAUCUAUACCAAUUACUUAGCCAACACAAACACUUAAUCGGAAAAACAGUCGAAAAGAACAUGGCACCUAAACCAAAUGAUUAUCAGGCCCCGGUCACCCAGUAUGUGCCCAUUGCUCAAAUACAUGAGCAGUAUCAACCAGAAAUGGAUAUGGUCGAAGGACAACCACGAUAUUCGAAGGUUGAGCCACCAGUUAGAAUCACUCCAGCUGAAGGUCUUGCUCAACCACCAGCACCACCUCUCAAACCCGUUACAAGACCAGUUGUUCCUCCCAAACCUGUGCAAAACAUGACACAAGCUGGACAAGAGAGCAUUCAAACUGAAAGAAGUCGAAGCAGAGAAAUCAAGGAAACGGUGCAGGUGAACGAGUCACCGCCGGUUUUGAAUAAAGAACCGCCUGAUGAUAGAACUGAACAGUCGGUAUUAAAUGAUACAAGUAUGAAUAAUGUUUCCACAAGUACUGAUGAAAAUAAAGAUAAGGUCAUAGAUCAGCCAUCAGAUAGGAGUGAAUCAGGUCAAAAUGUAGACGAGUCGGUAACACUUUCUUUAAAUAAUGAGAAUUCUAAUAAUGCUGAAGGUAAAUGUGUUACUGUUGAAUCAGAUGAAAAUAUAGCAGCCGAUGGCAAUGCUGCUGAUAAUAAGAACCUAGUAGAUCAAAUAGAUUCAACUAAAGCUGAAAGUGCGCCAGCGGUUAUAGAUGAAUCUGGUGAAAAUUCAUCGACAAUUAAUGAUAAAUUAGAACAAGCAUUAACAUCCGACAUAAAUGAACCUGUUGUUGAAGAUUCAGGCAAAAUUGAACAGUCCACAGAUAUGAAGGUAGAUGAAUCAAAAGAAAGUACUAGUGAGGUGGACUCUUGUAUUGAUACAGAGUCACUCAAAGAAAAGGGGGAGUUAGAUAACACAGAGGUAACAGGUGAAAUUAAUACAGAGGAACUGGGUAAAAAUGACGAAACGAGUUCUUUGAAAGAAUCUCAUUCAGUUGAGGAAAAAGAAAAAUCUGAACCCGAACCAGCAGCCAGUGAGGAGAAAGAUAACGCGUCUAAUGCGGAGGAGAAAGCAGAAAAGGCUGCUGAAGAACAGCAAAAUGUAUCAGAGGAAAAACCAGAUCUUGAGGAAGUAAAAACUGAAGAUCAAACUGUAGCAGAAAGUAAUGAAGUAGAUUCGACAAGCGAUGCAAAAGAGCCAACAGUAGAGAAAACUGUCGAAGAAACCGAUGGAAAUAUAGAAUCAAAGGAACAGACUAUAAAUGAAACUAUCACACUAGAAGGUGAAAUUGUAGAAUCUAAUGAGGAUACGAAGGAUAUGGUAGAACAAGUUGUAUUAGAACAGGAUUCAGUAUCAACGAGUAAUGUUGACGAGACUGUAAGUGGAUCACAGGUAGAAGAGGAAGUUGUUAUUGUGCUGCAAGAUGAUAACCAGCAGGAAGUUACUCCAGAAGUAGAAGAGUCUGUUGAAGAAAACAUGGCUAAUGAUGGAGAGAAAGGUGAGCAGCAAGAAGCUAGUGUUGGUGAGAAGUCAGAGACAAACGACCAAUCAGGAAAAGCAGAACCUGUAGAAACUGAACAGUCCAAAACACCAGCAGAGGAAACACAAGACCAACAGAAAGAAACAUCUGCAGAAGAAACUGAGGCAGUGGUCCCUGAAGAUGAAGUAGUAGAGGAUGCAGCUGCUUCAAAGGAAGUGGAAGAUUCCGAUAUCGAUUCUGCAGAGGUGAAAAAACCAAAAAAGAAAGAGAGAUUGGAUUUAUCACAGUUUAAGCAGGAGAAAAAGGCACCAGGAAAGUUGAAUACGAAGAAGUGGGAGACCUAA
This is a messenger RNA of Magallana angulata, 2121 nucleotides long. RefSeq names its product caldesmon-like. NCBI's taxonomy places the organism in Eukaryota, Metazoa, Mollusca, Bivalvia, Ostreida, Ostreidae. Bases 1 to 2121 code for a protein of 706 amino acids. The record is from RefSeq and is a predicted model, not a curated record. The transcript is spliced from 3 exons.